CCGGCUGGGGAUAAUCCGCGCCCAUGCAAUUUGAGGCCAUUACACCUCACCCUCUCAUCACUCUCUCUCCAUCCGACGCCGAGGUCGCGACACACCUGAGCAGGGAGCGCGUGCCAGUGCCACCACCCAUGGCGAGCACCAACAUGGCCUCGGCCACCUCGCGGUUCAUGCUGGCUGCCGGCGUGCCCGCCACCGGCAUCAGCGGCAACGGCAGCGGCCGCGUCAGCUUCGCGCCGGUACCAAACAGGCUGGGCAGGAGGCUCGUGGUGCGGGCCGAGGAGGAGGCCGCGGCACCGGCCGAGCCCGCGGCGGAAGGGGAGGGCGCCGUGGCCACCAAGACCAAGGCCGAGAAGCCGCCGCCGAUCGGGCCCAAGAGGGGCGCCAAGGUGAAGAUCCUGAGGAGGGAGUCCUACUGGUACAACGGGAUUGGCAACGUCGUCACAGUUGAUCAGGACCCCAACACCCGCUACCCGGUGGUUGUGCGGUUCAACAAGGUGAACUACGCCGGCGUGUCCACCAACAACUACGCCCUGGACGAGAUCCAGGAGGUGAAAUGAGAGAGGCUGGCUCAAGGGCCUCCGUGCUCCCCUGUGGUUGGUAGUUGCGAAAUGAGGGAUGUGAAGCUGCUGUGGUAGCGUCACAACAUCUUGUGUGUGAUAGCUUAAUCUCUGUAAUCAUUAUGUAAUUGCUUUGCUGCUUGCUUCACCGUGGACUAAAUAAUCUCCUGCCCUUAAAUUGUUGUAUUCUUUUCUUGUCAUUUUGUACAUGCUCAUAAACCUCUUCCCUAUAGCACCGUUUGCACGAU
Setaria italica (foxtail millet) is the source of this 805-nucleotide messenger RNA. Its product is annotated as photosystem I reaction center subunit IV, chloroplastic. Gene Ontology annotation, cellular component: photosystem I reaction center; photosystem I. Gene Ontology annotation, biological process: photosynthesis. The transcript has 3 exons. NCBI's taxonomy places the organism in Eukaryota, Viridiplantae, Streptophyta, Magnoliopsida, Poales, Poaceae. The record is from RefSeq and is a predicted model, not a curated record. Bases 24 to 557 code for a protein of 177 amino acids.